AUAGGUAUUAUAACCAUUGAAAUUGCAGUUCGCUUUUGUAGCGCGUGGCUUACAGUUUAAUUUCAUUUUAUAUAAUUUCGGGACAAAGUGUGUAAAUUUUUGUUAUUUUUGCUACAUAUAUAGAUAUUUGAAAAGCCUCAUUAUGAAUAAAAAUAUCUUGAAAGAAGCUUUUGAAGUAAAUUCUAUCCAUGAUGCUAGUUAUACAGGAGGCCAGAUUCAUUGGAGUAAAAACGGGAAGUAUAUGUUUUGCUCUAACAAUGGAGCUAUAUCGGUUUUAUCGAUAGAAAAAGGUUCUACGAUUGAAUAUUUUGGAAAAGCAGAAGAUAGAGAAGACCUUGAUGAAGUUAAUUGUUUUUCACUAAGCAAUGAUGAUAAAUUUAUACUCGCUCAUUGUAGGAGCGGAUUUUUUAAACUGUGGGAUAUUCAAGAACAUAAGUUAAUUAAAAUAUGGAAAUCUAUUCACAAUGGGCCUGUUACAAAUUUAACUUUUCUAAAUAAUCAAUUGAUGGCCUCAGGAGGAAGUGAUAGUUCUAUCAGAUUAUGGGAUUUACAACACCAUAUUUGUCUAAGGCUUUUUAAGGGGAUACAAGGAGUUAUUAGCGUGUUAGCUUUUCAUCCAUAUAAAGAGAAAUUACUGUUUGGGGCCGGAGAUGAUACAAAAAUUUAUGGCUGGGAUAGUGAUACCGCUCAACAAAAGAUUUUACUUUCUGGUCAUUCAAGUAAAAUAACAUCCUUAUCUUUUCAUGUUAAUGGGAUCAACUUAGUCAGUUCCGGAAGAGAUAAAUUAAUUAUAUUGUGGGAUAUCUCUACUUCAAACGCAUUACGCAAAUUAGCAGUUUACGAAGGAAUAGAAGGAGCUUUUAUUGUGCAAAAUAAACAUUUGUCAAGCAAUUUCCUUACAACUGAUGCAAAUUCUAUUUACGUUGCUGCCGCUGGUGAAAAAGGUCUCGUUACUCUAUGGGAUAUUUUCAAUUGUACAAAAUUAUAUAUACAAGAAAACUCUUUGGUGGCUGCGGCCAAAGAGGAAGGAGGAGUUUCGAUUACGCAUUUAAUUUAUAACGAAGAUAUUAAUAGCUUUGCUGUAGUUUCUGCAGAUCAUCAUAUUAUCAUUUAUUCUAUGGAAAACUUUGGCUGUAUGAAACAGAUUGUGGGUUACUUAGACUCCAUUUUAGACAUAGCCUAUGUAGGAGAGGAGGAUUCACAUAUUGCGGUAGCUAGUAAUAGUUCGGAUAUUAAAUUAUAUGAAUUAAAUUCUAUGAAUUGCCAAUUACUUCGUGGUCAUACUGACAUAGUUUUAUCACUUGCUACGACUCCUGCCAAUAGGCAGUUAUUAAUUUCUUCAGCUAAGGAUAAUAGUGUUCGAGUAUGGCUUUUGGAUAAGGAAACCAAAAAAAUGAUAUGUACUGCCGCUGCUAUUAAACAUACAGCUUCCGUUGGUUGUGUUUGUAUUUCACAAUUAUCAACCAAAUUUUUUGUAUCGGCAAGUCAGGAUUCAUGUCUUAAACUUUGGUCUUUACCUGAAAAUUUGGCAACAUCAUCGGACCAUAUUAAAAUCGAGUCAACUAAUACAGUAUUAGCUCAUGUGAAAGAUAUUAAUAGUGUAGCAAUUUCAUUGAAUGAUGAAUUUAUUGCAACUGGUUCACAAGAUAAAACUGCUAAAUUAUGGUCUGCCAAUGAUCUUAAAUUGAUUGGUACAUUUAACGGACAUCGGAAAGGUGUAUGGAGCGUACGAUUUUCACCAAUUGAUAGAGUGUUAUUGACAGCAUCUGCAGAUUGCACGAUUAAGAUAUGGUUAUUAAAUGACCUUACAUGUUUAAAAACUUUACAGGGACAUGAGUCAUCUGUCCUGAAAGCUGAAUUUAUGUCUUGUGGUAUGCAAUUGAUCACUGCAGGUGCAGAUGGUCUUAUAAAAAUUUGGAGUAUGAAAACAUCCGAAUGUACUUUUACUUUGGCAAAACAUGAGAGUAGAGUGUGGGGAUUAACAGUUUCUAAAGACGAGAAACAUAUUAUUAGCGGUGGAAGUGAUUCUUUAUUGAUAAUUUGGAAAGACGUAACAGAGGAGCGAAAAACUCGAAUUGCAGCUGGAAAAGAAACAAAUGUAUUAAAGAAACAAAAAUUAGAUAAUUUACUUAAAUCAAAUAAUUUUUCCCAAGCAUUAAAAAUUGCUUUAGAAUUGGAACAACCACUACUACUUUUAAAUAUUGUUGAUGGUAUAUUAAAAGAAGAUAAAAAACAAUUACAAACUACAAUACGUGAAUUACCACCUUCUUGUAAGCAAGUUUUAUUACGUUAUGCAGCUAAAUGGAAUACUAACAGCAAAAACGCAGAAGCUGCUCAGACGGUUAUAAAUGCGUUAAUUUGCGAAAUGGAAAUGCAAGAUAUUCAAAGCACAGAUCUAUUGCCUUUCUUUGAAGGUAUGAUACCUUAUACGGAACGCCAUUUUAAAAGAUUAACGGAACAUUUAAAAGAUGUUCAUUCCAUUAUUUACACUAUUAACAGGAUGAAACCACAUGUUGCAAUAUGUAGUUCAAAUGUAGAUAGUGAUGUAUAGUAAUAAUAUGUAAAAUAAUAGAUAAAUAAAUUUAGAAUCACGUAUAGAUUUGAUGUAUAUAAAUUAGUGAUAUACUAAUGAUGUUUACUAUAAAUAAAGUUUUAGAAUUAGUAUUAU
Polistes canadensis is the source of this 2668-nucleotide messenger RNA. Its product is annotated as transducin beta-like protein 3. NCBI's taxonomy places the organism in Eukaryota, Metazoa, Arthropoda, Insecta, Hymenoptera, Vespidae. The coding region runs from base 143 to 2551 and encodes 802 amino acids. The record is from RefSeq and is a predicted model, not a curated record. Gene Ontology annotation, molecular function: protein binding; U3 snoRNA binding. Gene Ontology annotation, cellular component: small-subunit processome; nucleolus; 90S preribosome. The transcript is spliced from 15 exons. Gene Ontology annotation, biological process: endonucleolytic cleavage to generate mature 5'-end of SSU-rRNA from (SSU-rRNA, 5.8S rRNA, LSU-rRNA); endonucleolytic cleavage in 5'-ETS of tricistronic rRNA transcript (SSU-rRNA, 5.8S rRNA, LSU-rRNA).